This is a messenger RNA of Vigna umbellata (rice bean), 910 nucleotides long. Its product is annotated as ylmG homolog protein 1-1, chloroplastic-like. Gene Ontology annotation, biological process: chloroplast fission. The record is from RefSeq and is a predicted model, not a curated record. Gene Ontology annotation, cellular component: membrane; chloroplast. Lineage: Eukaryota; Viridiplantae; Streptophyta; Magnoliopsida; Fabales; Fabaceae.
GUAUAUUGAGAAUAAAUUCGUUAACCAAAUCCCUAACUUCUGUGUCUCUGAGCUCUAUCUGGAGAUGGCCAUGGCGUCAGUGGCUGUGCAUUCGCACGCCUUUCGUUUCCACCCUUUCUUCUCGCGCAGCCCAACACCUUCUUCUACUGCCUUCAACCUCCGAUCUCAACCUCAACCGCUCUGCGUCAAGUGCCAUUGCAAUCAACCACCGCCACCUGUUAUCGCCCCCAGAGAAACCCUCACCGAUUGUCUCCGGGGAUGCACUCGCACGCUCACCACGCUCAUGGGAUUGGCCGUGUUGUUGGCCAAGUCAGUUCCGCUUGGGAAUUGGUCGGCUAUAAGUGCCAACACCGUUUCCACGAUGGGACCGCUGUUCUUCGCCGCUGUGCGGAACCAGCCGAGCGGGGCGCUGAACACGCCGCUCACGGUGGUUGCGGCUGGGCUUGGGAAGUGGCUGGACAUAUACAGCGGGGUUUUGAUGGUUAGGGUUUUGCUGAGUUGGUUCCCGAACAUCCCGUGGGAACGGCAGCCUCUGUCCGCAAUCCGAGACCUCUGCGAUCCCUACCUCAACCUCUUCCGUAACAUUAUUCCCCCCGUUUUUGACACCCUCGACGUUAGUCCUCUUCUCGCUUUCGCCGUUUUGGGCACCCUCGGCUCUAUUCUCCAAACUGCCAUCUGAUCUUCACAAUCAGUCCCUUCUCUUCACCACAGGACAUGCUUCGCUUCCGCUGCGCAUCUUCUUCAUAUGAACCAAACCAUUGCUAUUAGGUUACUUACAGUUUAUACUUUGUUUCGUUUAUGUGGUUAAGGUUGUUGCUUUUCAUUUUCAAAUGUACUCUGUUUUGAGUUACCGACUUCUACCUUUAUUGAAAUUAUUUCAAUAUUGCCUUCGCGGAAAAUUUCCUGUUCA